Trichoderma asperellum CBS 433.97 is the source of this 838-nucleotide messenger RNA. NCBI's taxonomy places the organism in Eukaryota, Fungi, Ascomycota, Sordariomycetes, Hypocreales, Hypocreaceae. The record is from RefSeq and is a predicted model, not a curated record.
GUGCGAUUUUCUUGAAGUGGGAAUAUGCUCUGGGACGAUAUUGCAUGCAGAUUGAUAGUUGCGAUAAUUGCUGCGCAUCAAUCCCUGUCCGUAAUUGAGUCCUCGCAGCGGUCGAGGCGCAAAGACACAGUCCAAAAUGAGGUCAUUAGGAGAGCGGUUAAACCUGCUUCGAAAGAAACUCAUUAACAUAAAAUGCGGUCCCGGCGCAGCUAUCCUUCCUUCGGAAGUCACCCGGAUACACAUGGACUUUGCCAUACGCCUGAAGGGCGGCCACAUGGGAGCUAGGAAGUUCUGGAAGGAAUACCUCCCCCGCCUGAAAUACCACAACCCCUCCAUCCCCAUGAUCGUCAACCGCCACGACCAGAACCAGCUCCCCCCGACCAUGUCCAUCUACCUCCGCAAAUCCGACUCCUCAGCCGCCGCCUCUUCCGAACCCCUCGCUCAGCCUUCAUCAUCACGCACAAACCUCUCCAAGGCGCAGCCCCCCACCGCGGACGAGCGCGUCGUGCACAUCGACAUGAGCAACAAGCACUCAUCACAUAUCCUCGAGUUCUUUAUGGCGGAGACCCGUGCUGUUCCUCUGCAGCCCACAAACGAGGAGAUUGCCGAGAUGCAGGCCCUCGAGACACUACGAAAGAAUGCUGAUGUCGACCGUGAGCGUGUACGACAGCUGAGACUAGAGAAGAAGAAGGAGGAGGACAUGCUGAAGCGAGCAAGAGCUGCGGGUGGCAUGGCAGAGCAAGAAGAGGCAUAGGAGAGAGAGAGAGAGAGAGAGAGAGAAAAUCAAGUUAGACAAUUGUACGAUAAGCGUUUUUGAGUAUAUGGCAAUGUGUAUCGU